GGGCGCGCAGCGGCGCCAUGGCGACCCUUUGUGGGCGCUGAGCGGCUCCCGGGCUCCGAGCUGAGCGGCGGCCGGCCUGGCGGCGCAGGGCACAAUGUUUGCACGAGGACUGAAGAGGAAAUGUGUUGACCAGGAGGAAGAUGGGGAGGGUGCCUUGGCUGGCUUUGGCACUGUUCCUGCCUAUAGCCUUCAGCGGCAGUCGCUCCUGGACAUGUCCCUGGUCAAGCUCCAGCUCUGCCACAUGCUGGUAGAGCCCAACCUUUGCCGCUCAGUCCUCAUUGCCAACACAGUCCGGCAGAUCCAGGAGGAGAUGAGCCGGGAUGGUGCAUGGCGAGGGGCAGCACCCCAGAGUGCAGAACGGGUGCCGCUCGACCGCCUUGUGUCCACGGAGAUCCUGUGUCGCACAGCAAGGGGGCCAGAGGCAGGGUGCCCUGCUCCUGACCUGGGAGAUGACCCCUUGCAAGGUCCAGUUUCUGAACUUUCCACAAUCAGCUCAGCACAGGUGCCGAGGAACACUCAGAGUAGCCUUUGGGAUACAGGCAACCCUCGAGAAAACAGAGGAAGCUUUCAGAAGUCUCUAGAUCAGAUAUUUGAGACCCUGGAGAACAAAAGUCCCAGCGCUAUGGAGGAGUUGUUCUCAGAUGUGGACAAUUCCUACUACGACCUGGACACUGUGCUGACAGGAAUGAUGGGUGGCACUAAGCCAGGCCUCUGUGAUGGGCUUGAGGGCUUUGCCUCGGCAGCCUCACCUCCCGGCUCCAGCUGCAAGCCCGACCUGGCCGAACUGGACCAUGUGGUGGAGAUCCUAGUGGAAACCUGAGGCCCCCAGUGGGCCACGGACAAGGCCACAUGCCCCAGAGAGCUUACCUGAUAUACUGUGGCCCAUGUAGAAACGCAGGGCACCAGUCCUGUGCAGAGUUCUCACCACUGCAGCCUGCGUCCUGGCCCUGUGGGGCAGUCUGUUGAUUCUGAGAGUGUCCUGGGGCAGACUCAAUGGCUCUGGCUCCGGCAGCAGAGGCCGGUGCUGGGAGCUGGAGCUCUCUGAAGGCGCCUCAGCCCUGGGCUAGGUGACAUCCCACAGCCCCAGGCCCUCCCUGUGCUGGCUGCACCUCCCGCGGAGAUGUCGAGCAACAGGCUGCAUUCAACCAACCUCAUUAAAAUCUAGAUAGGUGAACUUUUAAAACUCAGUCUUAUACGUUUGGGGCAAUAUUUUGUCUUUUAAGAUAUAUUUUUUAAAUGUUUUAUACUCUUAGAUUUUUGCAGCUAUUUUCUUAAAAGUCUAUUUUUUGUAUAAACAUCAUUUGCUGCUACAUUAGAAACUUGUAUAACCUGAACAAUUGCAGUUGUGUAUUUCAUUGUUUGAAGGUUUAAAUGGUCAUUUCCCACACUCUGAUGCAGCAGCGUAAGUGUUCUGUUUUCUACUUUGGUUGUUCGCAGGACCCUUAUGUCAUGUUCUGUGUUACAACAGAGGAUGCUUAAAAUGAGAACUGCAUGCAGUUAGAACCCUCUUCACUAGACCUGCUCUGAAGCCGUGUCUUUUUAGACUUAGUGAAAAUAAUGGAGGGUUCUAUUUAACCCUAUUUAUAUAUGUAAAUGCCACUGGAGGGGAAGGUUGGGUAUUUGUGUGAAAUCACAGGCACCAUUUGAUCUUAAGAGUCUGGAGUCUCAGCUGUGUCUUCCAUGAGGUGGUCACAGAGGGCGCCUCCCAUCUGUUCCCAGCACGGCCGUAGCAGAGCUGCGUGCCCUUUUUAGAGCAUACACAUGGGCUGCUGUGUGCCAGACAUGUGUGUUUGGAAAGAGCGUAUGCCUGUGUGCUGUUGGUAGAAAUGCUUACACCUGCUCUAUUAAAUUGGUGCUAGAACAGAAUUGUAAGGUUAAAUUUAAAUCUAGAAUGAAAGAACUCUGUAAUUCAUGUCCUCUCAAUCCAAAGGGUCACACAAUGAAGGGAGCUGGUGUGGCCCUGUGCCUGGCUGCCACAUCUCCAGAUCCUUGUUGCCUACCAUGCACAGGUUUCCUCGUGCCUCUUCUGACCUCCCAUCUCUGAGCCUGACAGGCAUGUGGUUUUCCUUUGUGCACAUGACCAUAUUUUUUUGUAUCAACAUGACAGUGAUGGAUGUAAACCUCACUUUAUUAAAAAUAUCCAGCGCACAAAAUGGGAAUGGUGUGAACUUCACCAUGUCAUCCUUGUUUUGUUUUCCUCGUUGGUUUCAGCUGUAAUGUCUAUCUGUCUGUGGAGGUAGGGAAAGAACUUCACUUGAAUGCAUUAAAUAGUCAAUGGAUGGUUUUUCUUUUCCUAAGCUUGGCGGGGCUUCUGCCAGUUUGCGGUCCAGGGAUCAGGCAGCGUCACCGUAGCAGGGCUGGCCGUCUUUGGAUCCACAGAGGGCCGCCUCCUGGUGGUGAGAGUGCUGCUACUCCUGGAAGCAAAAGGGUGCCUGCUGAUAGCUGAAGCAGUGUUUGCUUUUUUUGCAGCAUUUCUAUUGCAAAUCUCAUGUGUUCAGCUUCAGAGGUGACAAGGUAUUGCUGGCAUGGCAGGCUGGCAAAAGGUAAGACGGAGUGAGGGAACCGGCUGUCCUCGCGCACGGAGGCCUGGUGCCCCAGCUCCUACACCAGGCGGCUGCCUCCCCUUGUCUGCCAGGUGGUGAAGAACCUAUGGGACUGGGCAGUGUGGUUGUUGUUGGUGGUGGAGAGCCCCUCAGCCAGUCCCCAUUCCCAGGGCUUAUAGACCUAGGCCUGGGAAGGUACCUGCUUCUGCAGUAGUCCCCGUGGCUCAUCCAUUGUUUUUACAGAAAUUUCUGGCUGUUUCAUCAUGUGUAUGUGUUUUUUGAAGAUGUAGAUAUAAGUAAUUGACUGGAAGCAGUUUUCCAAACAUUUGAUAAUUUUGUUUACAAAAUAUCUAUAUAAUAAAAAAUAUAAAUUCCA
Messenger RNA from Marmota flaviventris (yellow-bellied marmot), 2919 nucleotides. It is a transcript of the gene Cdca4, whose product is annotated as cell division cycle associated 4. Gene Ontology annotation, molecular function: transcription regulator activity. Gene Ontology annotation, cellular component: nucleus. The record is from RefSeq and is a predicted model, not a curated record. Lineage: Eukaryota; Metazoa; Chordata; Mammalia; Rodentia; Sciuridae.